Molecule: messenger RNA, 2395 nt
Organism: Zea mays
Lineage: Eukaryota; Viridiplantae; Streptophyta; Magnoliopsida; Poales; Poaceae
Exons: 12
Coding region: 1-2238 (745 amino acids)
Biological process (GO): proteolysis
Molecular function (GO): cysteine-type peptidase activity
Source: RefSeq, a predicted model, not a curated record
AUGGAAAAGCUCGACCCCAAUGACAUGACAAUUCGAGCUGGCCCUGGAAAGGAGCUGAAAAUAACAAAGGAUACGGUGCACCUAAUUUUGGGUUUACCGAAUGCUGGGGGAGGAACUGCAUUGGGCAUCGAUGAAGCUGUUGUUGCCAACAAUUUGAGAGCUGAACUUGGGCUAUCGAAAGAAGAUUUUGGGGUUACAGCUCUACAAGAUCGUUUGAGGAAAGGUUCUGACGAUGAUUUAAGCAUCAGAUGCUUUUUCUUGAUAUUGUUCAAUAGGUUGUUGUUCCCUACUGCCAGCUGGGGAAUAACGAACCAUGAGGUUCUUUUAACCGAGCAGAUGGAUCGUUUCCACCAGAUUGACUGGUGCCAGCUUAUUUUCAAUGAUUUAUGCCAAGCUGCCAAGAAGUGGCAUAACAGGAGCGUUACGAACGUUUCUACAACCAUCUAUGGAUGUUCCAUCGUUGUUCUUCUGUAUUAUUUGGAUCAUUUGCAUGACUCAGCGGCACCCCUGAACAAACGUGGAACACCACGAAUCAAAUACUUUGAUAGGAAUAUUAUUCAAGCCCUGACAAGAGCUGACAAGGGCAAGAUACGCAAAGGAGAAGAAGCAUUUGGACAUUGCUCGUUCCGAAGCUCCUCAGAGACCUGCUACACAGAUGUACCACCCGUUCAUGCACAAUUCAAGCAUAAGACCAGGACCAACGCUUUUGAUGUUCCUCGUCCUGACCCAUCUGGACAGCACUCAAUUCACAUCGAACUCCCGCUCAUCAGGGAUUUGAUAUCAAGCAAGCUUAAUCAGCUUCCAUCCCGCCACCGCAUGGGUUUCAUAGAGAAGCUGUCACAUUUUGAUGCGGAGGUUGGUAAGGCGUGUUCAGUUAUUAAACAGACUCUUCAGCACAUUGUUGAGAAACAAUUCAAUCUAUCUGAUGUUUUUGGCGAGUUAAUUGAUGAGGUCCUCCGUGCCGAGGCGGGUGACAACGAAGAUGCUUAUGAUGUGCAGAAAACCACAUCAAAAUCAGAUGAUAUUCUUCCCCAGACAGCUGAAGGAUGUACGUGUCCGGCCCCCCCAACUGUACCCGAUAUGUCUACUCCAGUUUCUCAGCUGGAUACGCAGUUUACAGACACACAGGGUAAACAUGGUGACGGUGGCAAGAACAUGCCGACCACUACAAACGUCACUCCUAAAGCAACACCACACAUGGAUCCUGACGCGCCGAUAUUUGAUGCGACUCCGCAAAUCAAGUCUACUGGCGGCGUACAACAAGUGGCAGAAACAGACUUGCCUGACAGUGGUCCAUGCUUUGAUCAGACUCCAUCUGAACAUGUUUAUGUUGAAACCGAUCCAGCUACAAACACUCCACAGGUUGGCCAGGCUUCUCUUGAUUCGGAGAUGCAAACUGUGUUAGCUCUACGCGAAUAUUUGUGUGGUCUGCAAUCUGACACCGGCAGGACCAUAAUAGAUUAUGGUGAAUAUUCAGCGACAUGUUCUGACAUAUAUGAAUCUUUUGCCGAUGGGAAGUGUCUCGACAAUGGAUUCAUGCAGUGUUUCAUCCAAUGUGUUAUUCAUGAUGCAAAAAAUCAGCAGACUUCCAUGAGUUCGAACAGUUUGGUUCUUGAUGUUAAUGUUGGGUCAAUACUCAACUUUGAGGAACAGGAACGACACAGUCGCAAUCCUCAACCUUUUGAUGAAUCUGUACUCCACACACUUCUAGACAAUUCAUUGCCUGAGACAGAUGAGUUGGACCAAUGCAAAGCGAUCAUGGUCCCCAUGGUAAGCAGGGGGCAUUGGACAUUGUAUGUUGUCAACAAGGUCAAGAAGUGCGUUCAUAUUUUAGAUUCCAACCCAUAUGGACCAACACUUGGUGGAACUACAUGGAAGGACUAUCAUUUUGCACAUUUAGGCUCAGGUGGCAGAAAGUUACCCUGGGCUAAGGUUAUUAUGAGCAGAUUAAACAAAGCAAUACAACAUGUGCGGCCCAGUUCAUGCUUUCCCAAGUUUGGUAACUUCACAAUUGACUUGUGCCAAAAUUGUCCUAACAUGGUAGCUGGAUCAAAUGACUGUGGGUUUUAUGUCAUGGGUUACAUUCUAUUUUAUCAAUGCGACGAAGGAUCUUUGCGGUCAGACAUAGAAGCAGGCAACACCAGUGAGAUACGGUCUCUUGCGCUGCAUUACAUCACAUUCCACCCGAAGAACAAAGCAUUAUCGCUGCUCCAAGACAUCCAAAGAUUCAAGGUCUAAAGGAUGUAGUUUAGUUUGGUCAUGUAAUAUAUUUUGUAUACAAUCGUUCCCUAAACUUCAGAUCAGUCAUGUGUGUAUAUUAUGGCCAAAGUCCGUAGACGUUUCUUAGUUAUGUCAUUGACAACUUUGGGAUCAGCUUUUUUCUAAACUGGCAUGU